CUUGCUAGAAUCUCCUCCGUUGUCUCGGCACCACCAUUCAAUUCCACCAAGUAGAAGACAAGAUUUCAUCACACACUUCAUGAGCACAAAGUUGUAUUCCAUAUUUAAAAGAUUAAGAUCUGGGCAUUUAUAGAGAAUAUCUAAUUUUUUACACCAUUGAAUCCCCUCCCAGCCCCCUACAUGAUAUGAUAGAUUUCCCUAGAUUUACAAUAAAGUACAUAAGUAUCAAGGGAAGACUAUGAGAGACACUUUUAUAUGUGUUAUUCAAAUUUCUAACAUACAUCCUCUGCCAAACCAAGCUUAUGUGUAUACAUGAAUGAAUUUCAAGAAAAAGCAAUUGGUUUAGGAAGGGGAGCUCCAUUUUCUUUCCCUUUAGUCAUAAAAUCCUCUCACUGUUGGCAAGAUUUAGAAGGGAAGACGCAAUUAAUACACAAUUAUUUUCCAUAAAUAGAUAAUAAAAAGCUUUAUACACGUCUAAGUCGUGAAGCUUUGCCUCAAGCUUCAACUGAUUCUCCACUCUUUUUUGUUUGAGACGCCCUUCAGUUACCAUAUUCUGGCGUCGUUCCCUGAUUUGAGUCUGUACCAUACUCCACGAAAGGAUUUAGGUGUACAGUUAUGGAGGGAAUUAAUGGGAAUGUGGUUGACUGACUUGUAAAAUAAAGGGGAAAACUGGUUUGAAGAGUUAAAGUAAAAAAAAAAAUUUUAAUUCAUGAUUAUCUAUUGCAGCAUAACGGGUAUGUUAUCAACAAAUUAUAAUAAUAGUUGAAAUUAUUAAAAAAUAAUUAAUAAUUGAGAUUAAUUUUAAUUAAUAGAUAAAAGUUGAAAUUAUUUUAAGCAAAAUUUUCCAAAAUUAAAAUAUUUAAUCAAAUAAGUCCUCAACUAAACCAAAAAAAAAGGACGAAUUAUUAGAAAUAAUGAAGAAGAGUAUUCAGAGUAAAAAAAAUAGAAAUAGUACUUUCUACUGAAGAUUCAACAACUCCUCCACUCACUAGGCAGCUCUCCAGAGAGAGAAACACAUACAAUGAGGCCCGACGACGAGCCCGACCUAAAUCGUCCAGGACUGGUACCGGGCUUGAUCGGUGGUCACAGAAAGAAAGGGACAGGGGUUCGGGUCUGGUUGGUGAUAGACUCCCAGGGCCAAGCCCAAGUAGUGGAAGCUGGAAAACAUUCAAUCAUGCGGCGCACGGGCCUUCCAGCCCGAGACCUGAGAAUAUUAGAUCCACUUCUAUCUUACCCAUCAACAGUUCUGGGUAGAGAAAGAGCAAUUGUGAUAAAUUUGGAGCAUAUUAAAGCUAUAAUUACUGCACAGGAAGUUCUUUUGCUUAAUUCUAAAGAUCCUUCUGUUACCCCUUUUGUUGAGGAGCUUCAAAGAACAUUGUUGCGUUUACAUCAAGCUUCUAAAAUUCAGGAUGCUGGAGGUGGGGGAGAUAAUAGUGAAUGGAGAAAUUUAUAUGACCUUGAGGAGCCCCAAAGUGCUGAUCUCAGCCCUAUAGAUGCUCAAUGUGGCUUCCCUCCACGCCAAGGCAUAAGUGACGAGAGAGGUGACUUGGAGGAAAAAGAAGAUUUGAAGAACAGAGAUGGAGCUAAGGCCCUUCCAUUUGAAUUUGUUUCUCUGGAGGCUUGCCUUGAAGCAGCGUGUAGUUCCUUAGACAAAGAGGCAAGGACUUUAGAGCAAGAAGCUCAUCCAGCCCUGGAUAAGCUAACUUCAAAAAUCAGUACCCUCAACUUGGAACGUGUUCGGCAAAUUAAGAGUCGAUUGGUGGCACUUACGGGACGCGUUCAAAAGGUGAGAGAUGAACUUGAACACCUGCUAGAUGAUGAUGAAGAUAUGGCUGAAAUGUAUUUAACUGAGAAGUUGGCUGCGCAAAACCUUGAUGGUUCUUCUGUUUCUUCAGUUAACGAGCAGGAUUAUGUUGGACACAGACCCCAAGGUGAAGUGGAUGAAAGGAUACCUGCCGAAAUUGCAGAAGUACAUGGGGAUUCAGGUAGAUAUGAAGGUGAUACUAUUCCACAAGACCACUAUUUUGGUGGGCCUGCUCGACUAGCGAGAAGCGGGACACGUACUAGCACUACACACAGUGCCAUAAGCAAGCACCUUGAUGUAGAGGAGCUUGAAAUGCUUUUGGAGGCGUACUUUGUACAGAUUGAUGGCACACUUAACAAACUUACUACGUUACGGGAGUAUGUGGACGACACAGAAGAUUACAUCAACAUAAUGCUGGAUGACAAACAGAACCAUCUUCUGCAAAUGGGUGUCAUGCUUACAACCGCGACUUUAGUGGUGAGCGCGUUUAUUGUCGUGGCUGGUAUUUUCGGAAUGAAUAUUCACAUUGAUCUCUUUGACGAAACCAAAGCUGGAGACCCGGAAUUUCUCUGGACUGUUGGUGGUGGAGCAACAGGUUGCUUAGCCCUUUACGUGAUUGCUGUCGCCUGGUGCAAGCACAAGCGUCUGCUUGAGUGAUCUUUCGACAUGCAGGUUAUUGCAAGGAUUUUCUUUGUUAUUGAAUAUUGAUUCUGUAUAUGUUUGUUAUUAUAGUGUGUAUUGUUUGAACGCAAUGAACCAUGUAAAGUAGCAGCCGUAGUUAACUACAAUAACAAUAAUGUAAGAGUCUUAAUCUCAAAAGAUCAUUAUCGGUUAACAACAAUACAUAAUUUGAAUGUAUAUUUUGAUUUGUACGACUACGAAUACACUUUGUGCUCUACCACCUAUACUAGAAAAAAUUGUAGUUUUUGGAUCA
Amaranthus tricolor (Joseph's coat) is the source of this 2738-nucleotide messenger RNA. Its product is annotated as magnesium transporter MRS2-3. The record is from RefSeq and is a predicted model, not a curated record. The transcript has 6 exons. Gene Ontology annotation, cellular component: membrane. The coding region runs from base 1022 to 2461 and encodes 479 amino acids. Lineage: Eukaryota; Viridiplantae; Streptophyta; Magnoliopsida; Caryophyllales; Amaranthaceae. Gene Ontology annotation, biological process: magnesium ion transport; transmembrane transport. Gene Ontology annotation, molecular function: magnesium ion transmembrane transporter activity.